Messenger RNA from Purpureocillium takamizusanense, 4659 nucleotides. RefSeq lists its product as uncharacterized. Gene Ontology annotation, biological process: protein phosphorylation. Gene Ontology annotation, molecular function: protein kinase activity; protein binding; ATP binding. Bases 228 to 4031 code for a protein of 1267 amino acids. The record is from RefSeq and is a predicted model, not a curated record. The transcript has 5 exons. NCBI's taxonomy places the organism in Eukaryota, Fungi, Ascomycota, Sordariomycetes, Hypocreales, Ophiocordycipitaceae.
AGGUGCGAGAGGUGUCUGUCUAUAGACCUUGGCGGCAAUUGCACGAUGCCUGGGCCUAGACCGCGUGGUCCUUCACGAGUGGCGAAGCCUGCUGCAGCUCAGCCGCACUGCUCAGGCAGGCAUCAUCAUCAUCAUCACCACCACCACCCCCAAUCCCUCCCUUCAACAUCACCUACCUCCCACCAUGCCACUCUCCGUUCGACUGCGAUCGUUACAGGCGAGUCACCAUGCCGCAGGUUUCAUCUAUUGUGCGAGAACAUGAUACCACCAACCAGCCCACGGCUGAGGGCCGUGAACAUCUCGAGCGCAUCGUUCUGGAAAGGCUUCGCCAAAGCCCCGACAUCUUCUCCAUCUUCACCCUUACUGCGUCAUUUGAUAUACCCUUUUGCGACCUGCCUUCCUUGAAGGGCAUUCCUGACGAGCAUUCCGAGCUUCCUGCGAGAAGCCAUGGUUUGGGGACUGGGGUGUCCUGCACCGUUACCAUCCACAGGACCGGCCACGCGGAAAGAGACGAAUAUCCAUCAGGUACGCUGGUUGCGCUCAAGAAGUAUAGCGCCACCCCGGACGACCUCCCCGGUGGCGGACAAGCGAACCGAAGGCUGUGCCAGCUACUCUGGCAGGAACUGAGCGUCUUUACGCAUCCAUACCUGCGACAUCAUGAGCACAUUUGCAAGUUGCUUUAUAUCGGCUGGGAGAGCAACUCCAUCGUUCCUAGCCUAGCCCUAGAACUGGCGCAAUAUGGCACUCUCGAAGACUGUCUGCAACACCUUAGGUCCUAUCAUUCGUCCCUCAGAAAGGCUCAUCUCAGCUGCGAUAUUGCACUGGGGCUGGCGGCCAUUCAUGCUUGCGGUCUGGUACAUGGGGAUAUCAAGCCUGGUAACAUCAUCAUUCAAGCGCACUCAUCACGAUCCAUCGUGGCCAAACUUUCCGACUUCAACGGAGUCAGCCCCGCCGAAAGCUAUGGAUCCAAUUCAUAUUCCUUUGGGACCCCCGAAUGGCAGGCACCAGAAGCCAUGAUUCAGGAGGCAGCAAUCGACUGGCAGCUCUGCGACGUUUAUUCCUUCGCCAUGGUCAUUGCUACCAUCUGGACAAGAAGCGGCUACAUACCACCCGGUGGUAGCUUCCUUGACACAUGUCUUCAGUACAAACUCGACACUGGAGAGAAGAGAACCUGGGCCCUCAACUGCAAACUCACUCAUGAUGAGUCCGACACAAGCUUACUACGGCUGGCGUUGAGCGAAAUCUCUGAGACCGAGCUCAACAUCCCCCUGGCAGGAAUUCUAGCUUCUGGGCUCUCGACUCAACCGACGAGGAGGUUUCCUAUGGCCACAAUGAUCACCACAUGUUUCGCCAACUUUGCGGCGGAGACUGGUAGAGAUCUUAGCUUUGCUCCAGACACAGCCCUCGUUUCAAACAUGCCCUACGAUACAGCCGACGCCUUCGGAACACUUUUUGUUUUGGAGCCCAAGUAUAUUAAUCGAAGCAGAACGUUCAAGGAAACCAUGCUCAAGGCCUUACUGGCGGCGGGUACUGAGCUUCGAUCUGCGGUACAAAUGCCAGCUGUCUUCGACCUUAAGAAGGGAAUCACUGUCUCCGACGAAGGCCUCUACGAUUUCCUCAAGAUUCAAGACAAUCGGGUUAAAGCCGCCUUGGCUGAACACGAUAGUCUUUACCGUCUCGCCAGGGUCGCAGCCAGCAUUUCCCUAUCAUAUCUCUUAGGCAUAGGCACCUCAGUAAGGGAGCAUUUCGCACGGGCAUGGCUGUGUGUUGCGGCAGGAGCUGGAGAAGGCAACACCACGCAUCUCUUCGGCCCUCUUGAGCAAUCCAUCAUGGUGGAUCAAAGCAAAAUCCCACGUAGGCUCUGGUGCGCUUUUGGGACUCUGACAGGCUAUCUGGGAACAGCCGAAUGCCUCAAAGACAUGGACCCGAGUCUAUACGAAGUGGCGAUACGUAUGCAUCGGCGGCGCCACUGGGGGAGACCUAGUCCUCAGAUUGUCAGGAUUGAGCCCUACCUCCCAGAUUGGAUCGCCGAGAUCCGAGAGGAUCAUGAAUUGGUAGACAGGCAAGUUCCAAGCAGACGAGGACACCGGGACAUCAACGAGACGGCACUGCAUCUCUGUGCCGCCACGGGCGAUCUCGAGUCCGCGAGGUACCUCGUGGGCUCUGCCGGUGCCAACAUCAACGCUCUGAACGCCCGCAACGAGACGCCAAUUUUUUACGCAACACGCGCCGGCCACUUUGAGAUGGCGAAGUUUCUGUUCGAGCAAGGAGCCGAAGUGGAUCGGAUCACCACCGAAGGCUAUGCCAUUACCCAUUUCCUGUCCAUGAUGGACGAUGACCAUGGCGCAGAGCUAGCUCCUCUAUACGUUGAGCGCGGUGCGGUUUUGGACGUUGCUGCAGAGGUGCCCCAAAAGGUGUUCAGCGAUAACUUCACUCGUGGCAGAGGCGUCCCGCUGUUCUGGGCCGCGUUGAAACUGCGCCCGCUGUUAUUCAAGGCGUUCCUCGAGAUGCACACGAGGGCCGACUUUCGCAUCAGUCGAGCCGACGUCUUGCAACUGCUCACGCUGCUUGCGACGCUCAACCUUCACGCGAUGUUGGACGCCACCCUUGAAUUGGCACCGAGGAUCAUUGAUCUAGCACAGGACUUACCUAGGGAUCCCGACAUUGAUAUUGUCGGGCAGUUGUUCCACAGCCUCAGCCUCGAUUCGCUGGGCGAGGAUGGACAACUCAUGAACCCCGCCCUUGCAACGGCCCUUUUGUACAACGCGAUGACUACUUGGCCUCCAAUCGUGCUUCAUCGAAGAUACAUCUCGCGGGACAAGUUUAGCGACAAUAAAGAGAGGACUCUAUCCCUACUCUUGCAACUGGGAGCAGAUCCACUAGCCUCGGCUUCGCCUCCCACUUCGGGAGGGGAAGGAGAAGAUAACGAGCAGGAGAUCCCUCUUACUUUGGCGGUAUACACCGGUGACACACUUGCCCUUCGCCUCUUCCUGCGGCACAUUACAGAUCGUGGCAUCGAUCCGUUACCCUAUCUCGCUGAUCCAGGGCGCUACGGCGGGUACAGUGCGCUGCAGAGGAGUAUAUAUUGUGACUCCCGCGACAUCUUCUUUUACCUGCUGGAUGAGUAUCCUUCUCUUGUCGAGCUCGUCGGAGACAAGGGCCGCAGGCCCCUCCACUCUGCGGCAACGCAAGAAUGGACCGGAUAUGCGACGGCGCUACUCCGCCGAGGCGCGAGCCCGUACGACCGUUCCCAGGAUCGGUCCACUCCCUUCACCUGGGCUCUUAUGCGGAAUCCCAGUCUUGAAGUUGUCGACGUCCUGGUUGAGCACUGCGAUGAUAUGGACCGCAUCUUGGGUCACGACGAGCAGAGCGGCUUCACUGCUUUUGGGAAACUGCUGAGCGCCCUGAUCAGUUAUCGAAUGGACUUUGGCAUCGACCGCCUCCGGUAUCUCGUAAAUAGGUUUGGGACACCGCCGUUCUUCACCUGGGUGCACAAGACGCAGCCAUGGAGCACGACCGUUUUUAGAACAGUGCUGCUCCAGAAGACAUCCCCGACUGACGGGGCGCAUCUUGCGCUCGAGAUGUCAGUCUUGGAGUUUCUGUUGGAUCUCUACCCCGAAAAGAUUGACUUCAUCGACUAUUCUGGCAGGGCCGCUUUGCACUACGCGGCCAUGUACGGCAACUCUUCGGCCGUGGAGCUGCUCCUCCACCGGGGGGCUGCGGCAGGACUCGAAACGCAGGCAUCACACGCGUCGUUGGAUCCCACGGGCCAGAGGGGGUUUGUCGGAUACACGGCUCUCGACCUCGCGGUCAAGUAUCAGCGAGUCGGCCCCGGGGAAGAGGUCCUGCGCGGCGGACGUCGGGAGAUUGUGGCAUGGGACGCUAACAUGCAGAAAACGAUACGCAUCUUGGUCGAGGCUGACGGCGGCCAGUCAGGGAGCGGCGUACGGCUGCACGAUGGCUUAUUGACAGCUACGGCAGCUAGGCAUCUGAGCAACGUUCACAUUGGGAGCAGUAGGUGGCCGCAUUGACCUAGACCAUGUUUUUUUUUAAAAUUCUAUAUUGGCCGCACUCAGACUUACGAUUUCGCGUUCAAAGGAAGAGCACUGCGUGCUGACCGAAGCGGCGACGGUGACUGGCCGCAGACACUCCCUCACGACGGGCCGGAACCACCGGCGGCGUUCGACGUCGAGGGGUACAGCGACGAGGACAACGAGCCCGUGGAGAUUAUCGACGAGACGGGCCUGUCCGUCAGGAUGCCACAGCGCUCGCUGAGGAUGAUGCAGGAUCUCCUCGGUGCCACCGAUCCAGCAGUGGUGGCUGGGAAUCUGGUGAAGGACCUCCCCCUGCCCCCUGAAGGGUAUCUGAGCAGCUUGCAGGCGCAGGUCUCGCAGCGGAGGGCCGAGAGGUCAACAAGACCCCCGUUGGACCUGCCUCCUGGCUGGGAGGCGAGAGUGCAUGGGUCGAGUGGGAGGGUGUACUAUGUGGACCAUAACACGCGGACGACGACGUGGCUGCGCCCGAGUUGAUGAUGACUUGUACGAGAGUAGACUCCUUGGUGGCAGUGACGAGGUGACCUUUUUUAUUGACUAGCCAGUUUCACAUUAUGCGUUACACGUUCGUUCCUUCAACACAGUUUGAGCUGGAAUAAAGGGGUGC